AUGGAUGAGAAGAAGCACGGCCCAAGCUUCAGCAUGGACACAUUGAAGGACCCAGAGAAGCUGAAGGCCUACAUGAUGAAGUAUUCUCAAAGCGAGGCCUUCAAGAUCUGGGCUGGCUUUGCCGUCAUCGCCUUUAUUGUUUUCAUGUUGGUGUCCAGUGGUGAUUUUUCAUUCUUGUUGACCCUCUCCUCCCUACUCAGCACCUUCAGCUUUCUGAUGGUGGCUUUGAAGAUGGAGAUUGGAAGAUCGUGCAAGGGCGUCUCCCUGAAGAUGAUGGAAUGCUACUUGGUCAUCUUCUUCUUUCGACUCUGCGCAAUCAUCCCCUUCGAGGGCUACCUGCCGUUCGACAAGUCUGGCGACUGGUUCUACCAGACCUGUGAAGCUCUUGGCUUCUGCCUCGCCGGAACCAUGGUGUACUUUUGCCGCGUGAAGUAUGCGGCCAGCUACAACCCUGAGACGGACACCUUUCAGCACCUUUACCUCGGUGUUGGGGCCCUGGGCUUGUCCUUGAUCUUCCAUCCGAACUUGAACGGCUUCCUUCCCUCAGACAUGGGCUGGGCCUUCGCGCUCUACCUGGAGUCGGUCGCCGUCUUGUGCCAGCUCUUCAUGUUCAUGAAGGAGGGCCGUGCGCAGGAGCACACUUCGCAUUUCCUCGCGGCGCAGGCCUUGGCGAAGGUCAUGUCCUUCAUCUUUUGGGCAUCCUCCUUCAGCGAGCUGUCAGACCCAAACCAUCACAUCAAGGCCUUCGUUGGCAAUUGGGUUGUUUGUGCACAGCUCGUCCAGCUUGCAAGCAAUUUGCCCAAGAUGGAGGAAGCCACGACAGUCGCAAAACUCAUCGACGCGAAGGGUCCUUUGAUCAAGGUCGCGGCCGAGGAUGCAAACGAAGAAACGCGAUUCCUGGCCUACACAGCUUUGGGUGCACUGGCCGUGCUGCUGCCAUCCUCGGCGCAAGACCAGGUAGUGGCUGAGCUGUUGAAACCGCUGGCCGACAAGAAGGCACCGGAACGUGCGCGCCUGGCGGCGCUGACGGCCAUGGCACAGGUGGCACAGCAAAGCGAAGGAACUUCCAGAACCUGGGCCGGCAGCUUUGUGGACAAGGCUCUCCCUUUGCUGACUUUGGCCUCCACCAAGCCUGCUCAGCGGAUGCAGAGCCUCUUGGCCUGGGCCACCGUUGGAUCCUUGGCGAAGGCUGAUCCCGAAGCCUUGAGUUCCAAGCUCAAGAAGGAGCAGUUGACUCUGCUCAAGGAGAGUGUCUCUUUCCUCAAUGCUCUGCCUAUCAUCCAGAAAGCCCCGCCCGCGGAGCUGUCCGCUCAGGCUCAAUUUUGGCGAGCGCUGCUCGCAGGCCUGAUUCCUGGUAGCCCGUCUUUGGCGGAUGCGGCGAAGGAGGUCUCCUGGUUGGCCCUGCCAAAAAAGCCGUUCGGGAAAACACUGCCCAUUGUGCGCAGCACAAUUGUACUUCUCGCAGGCCUGCACAGUUCCUCUCCCGAACGUGGCCUUCGGACUGAGUCGGAGGCAAACAGGCCGAGCCAAGUCAUGAACCUGACGGCCAUUAUUCAGCAGCUGAAGGACGAGGACGCCAACAACAUCCUUCUGUUGUUGGCAGAGGCGUUCAUCGCUUGGCUUGCUGAGAUGGCUGCGCUUCCGAAACCACAACGACAGGUAAACAGCAGUGCCCUGCGCGACAUCUUGGUCGAUCUUUGCCAUGCCGCUGCGACAGCCUCUGGCCCGCUUCGCCCGGAAAUCGUGUGCUUGCUUUCUCUUGCCGCUCAUCACCCGCUGCUGGGUUCGCGGCACUGGCCGCAACUGAAACACUGGAGAUGGCUGCGCUAUAGGGGUCCAUUGGCUGCGUGCUUCGAGAAGGGGCGCUCCGAUGUCUGGGCAACUCUUCGCGAGCUGAUCUUGGCCGGCCGAGCUAUUCCUGGCACGGAUGCCAGUGGCUGCCGCCGUGCCGCGAUCUCUUUGGCUUCUGCUUUUGAAGGCGACGAGCCUGCUCUGCACGAGGAAGCCGCUGCGCUUGUUCGCGAGUGUGUGGCGGCCUUGCCCACGGAGCAGGUCAGCGCUGAAGCGCUGGAGGAUGUGAAGAUCUUCUUUGCUCCAGAGGGCGUCUUGUGGAUUGAGGAGGGCGUUUACGUGGCUGAAGAGCGGGAGAACAAGAACCUCACAAAAAACAAGUACCUUCAGGGCUUUGAGGAAGAGGAGACGAAGCAAGGGCCUUCUGCAUCACGCCUCAAGUUUGCACCGAAGGACAGGGACAAGCCAAAAGAAAGCAAAGCAAAGGAUGCAAAAGAUGCAAAGCCCGGGAAGGGAAAGAGCAAGGGCGCCGCCGCAUCAGAGAAGGGAGCCAUGACGCAGGGUCAGAUAGAGGAGGCAAGGAUCCAGGAGCAGUCCGAAACGAGAGCGCGCAUCCGACGCUAUGUGGACGAGGCAUGCUUCGGAAUGGAUGUGAUGGUUUCACUCGCCAGGAACGAGAGCAGCAAACAGGCCUUCGAAGAGCUGCUUCCAGAACUUGUGCCCAACUUCCUGAAGUUGCUGCAGUCGCCCCUGACCGUCCUGCAAACGAGGAGGUGUCUUCGCAGUCUGGUCAGCUUGGUGGUCCCGAGGCAAAGCAUCGCUAGGCGCGAUUUGCUUCCGGAUGCGCUCAUGGUUGUGGGCAAGCGCUGGCUGGCUCGCAGCCCGGCCAGCGCUGGCACUCCUGGAAAGGAACGCGUUUGUGAGGUCGUGCUGGAUGGUGUGGACUCUGUCAGAAAGUUGGACGGCUGUUCCAUGGCGCUCAUCUUCCCAAUCAUCAUCCGUGCGCUGUAUGAUGGCGGGUCUCUGUUGCAGGUCCUGUGCACUCGCGCCUUGCACCUUCUCGAGCAUCAACUGGCGCUUGGAUUGGAGGUGUCCGACGAGACAGCCAACGAAGUGUUCGACUCUUUGAGCGUGGUGCUUCUCGCAUUGCCAGGCAUGGCGCAUAGCACGCAGGCCGCUAUGGCCGCAGCCUGCAAGCACAUGGUUUCAUCAACAGAGACUUUGGGCAAAUUGGCGCAAAUGUUCUUCUCCGACGAAGAGUUAAUGCGGGAGUCCGUGAUCACUGCCUUGGGAGUCUUGCCGGAGAAUUUGCAUGUUCAGGUUCGCCUCAUGGUAAGUUUUGGCAUUUGGUCGGCCAAUGCAGUGUUACCCCACAAGCAGAAGUGGCUCCAGGGCAGUGCCGGGUUUGUUCCACGGCCACCAAUGCCAGAGGAGGAUCCCAAGCCAGGAUUUCGAGGUGGGAAGGCGCUCUUCAUCUUCUUCCUCUGUAAUGCCGUCCCCUUCGCUGCCUUAAUGCAUUAUUUAAGGGAGCAGCGCACGGAGCGAACGCAGUUGGCCUUGCUGUCCCUGCCGUCCCUCCCAGAAGAUGUUGCGGCAGAAGUCCUUCGAGCAAUUCGGACUUCGUCCAUCUGCUUUCUGAUACAAGACGCAGAGGCUCCAAGCCCGAUCGCCGGAACCCUGCGUGUGGAUCCACAUCCCCCAGAAGCUUCGGCAUAUAUUCCGCCAACAGAGCCCUUGCCACUGAUUCCCCAGAUGGAGCGAAAUUUCCUGACCGACUUGGUAGAAUCUCCGGCCGUCAGUGGCUUGGGCUUUGUGCACUUCGCCGUCGCCAAAGCCUCCCCGGAAGGUCGCGCGGUGAUUGCCGGACGGAGGCAGGGAGGCUUGCUCUACGUUUCGCACACACGCGCCGCUUAUUGCACCGUGAGUGGCCAGCUGAGCGUGCUUUCCGAUCCUGAAUCUAGACGACGAUACUGGAAGUCAUCCUGGUCUUUCUGCUUUCCAAGCCCGGCGCCCCCGUCGGUCGUGCCGUCAGCAGCUCCGACACAGCCCGAGGAGGCACCGCCCGCAUGGCAAAGCGAGGAAUACUUGCUUCUGCGCCUGGCCAUUGACCAGGCCUCGCUGCAGUCAAUUGUCGAUGGUCCACAGCGCUGGCAGUCCCGACAUGUACGGCGUGAUGGCCAAAAAAAUCGUUGGGAGGCUGUGCCAUAG
Symbiodinium sp. CCMP2456 is the source of this 3999-nucleotide messenger RNA. The record is from the annotation of a GenBank genome assembly. NCBI's taxonomy places the organism in Eukaryota, Dinophyceae, Suessiales, Symbiodiniaceae.